Molecule: messenger RNA, 1852 nt
Organism: Bemisia tabaci
Lineage: Eukaryota; Metazoa; Arthropoda; Insecta; Hemiptera; Aleyrodidae
Source: RefSeq, a predicted model, not a curated record
UGGUUUAGUUGUCAAAUUUUUAGUUGUUGCUCACAACACGUUUGACCCAAAGUAUUUGGUAUGUCAAUUUCCUUCUAAAAUACACUCGUAAUUCAAUUUUUGAUGGUUUGUGCGCUAUUUUAACAAUCAUUUGAUAGUGUUGGUAGCGAAAAUUUCUCAAAUCAAUCAUGAGCGAACACAUAGUGAUAGGCGGUAAGAAGUACUUGAUCCUCAAAACGGGCCUCUCGUCAAAUACACCAGGGUCACCAUCACCAGUUAUCAAGUUCAAAGAAAAGAAACCGUGGAACACGCAACAAACGUUUGAACUGAUAAGACUCUAUCGCGAAAAGCCCGAGCUUUAUGAUACCACCCACAAUGAUUACCUGAGUAGAGCGUCGAGAAGGAAAGCUUACAGAUACAUUAGCCAAGGGCUGUUAGAUAUCCGACCAAAUACAUCAGAGGAGGAAAUACGGACGAAAUGGAAUUCCUUGAGGACUCAGUUUAUGCGUGAAUACUCCAAAGGCAAAAAAGCAGCCGAAGAUGGAGUUCCUUUCAAACCAGGCAUGCUCUUUUAUGAAUCUCUCAUGUUUCUCAAGGAUUCAGAUGGAUCUACUAAACGAGAUGUCAUAAUUCUGGAUGAACCAGAAAUUAGUAUUAAUGAAGAUUCUACUGAGUUUAAGUUACCUAUUGAAUAUGAAGAGUCAAAAGAAGAAGACUGCAACGAAUUAGAAGAGUUAGGUGCCUCCAAAACUAAAAGUAUUACCGAACACGGUGAGGAUAAAGUGGUAAAAAAGGAGCCAGAAGAAACGAGUGACACCCCACCCGCAGCCAAGCGAGCAAAAGAAGUCAAGAAGGAUAAGAAUAUUUUCGCUCUAGUCGUCGAUCCUAAUCAAGUCAAAUCGCAGAAAAAAACCUUCAAUACAACCAUCAUACCCAGAGCCAUCCUUCCUGCUCCCACAGGAAAUUUUGCAUCUUCUCCAUCCACUCCAUCCAGAAGCAUCGAUGGUAGACCUUUCGAUGGGUUAUGUCAAUAUAUCGGUGAAACAUUAAGGUCUCUGCCCAUCGGACAAGCCAGGAAGCUUGAACAGCGGCUUCUGACAUCCAUGAUUACAUUCAUGUCUAACUUAAAUGAUACUUAAGUCACUUCGCUGCCAUUCAUUCAAAUUUUUCCAGUUACCCAUAUUGUAAAGUGAAAUAAAGUGUUUUUUUGUACCCAUAUUAGAGUCCACACUCUCUCAUGCCCGUAUGGCAGGUAAUUAAACUGAAUGUCAAAACAUUCAACAAUUAAAUUUUUAUUUUUUAUAUUAUAUUUUAUAUUCUCUUACUCUUUUUCUCUUCUAUUUUCGCUGUGUUACUGUCUCUUUGACUGUCCUAGUCUCAGUCUGUAAUGCAGUUAAUGUUUUGAGUUAAAAAUACAGUUAAUGUGCAGCUUUUGAAAUAUUAGUCUCUGGGCUCAAUGAUAUUGAAAAAUUUUAGUCAAAAUUAACUGCCUCGAUCUCAUUGGGUAGCUUCUGUUUCUCAUCUCAUGUUCCUACGGAGCAAACAGCUGCAAGUAAAUUAAUGUGUUAAAUUAUUCAUUCAACUCAACUGCUAUAUGUUAACAGUUAAAGUACCAUUUCUAAAUAUAUUUGAGCAGCCGAGUCCAUUUUAUUGUUUAAGUUAUUGUGUAAUGCGGUCAACAUUCUAUCAAAGACAUGCUAAAUUUUUUUAAGGAAAAUUUUUAUACAAUAUAAUAAGAAAUUUUGAAGUAUGUGCCAGCAAACCAUAAAGUAAUUCUGAAUGGAAAUUGUAUUUUAAAAUAAUUAAACAAUUGAAGAGUUUACAUUCGAUUAAGUUUUUCUAUGUUGGACAAAUAAAUUUGACGUUAAUCAAA